AAAAAAAAAAAAAUUAUUAUUAUAAUAAAUAAGAGCUUGAUUUUCGGUUCUCUCUAUCUCGGUGCGGGUGGUUUUGGUUUGGUUUGGUUUGGUUUACCCAAAAGGCAAAACAAUUGCCACAUCAUUGUAUCCUUCUAUCGAACAAGAUUCCUCCUUUUAUGCAUUUAUGUGCAGCCGAUUGUGCCUUUUGAAACUUCCUGUAUCUGCAAUCAAUCUCAUUUUCAGUCUUCGCACACCAUCUGCUUUGCUGAGUGUUUUUUUUUUGUUUUUCUUUAGAGUUGCUCCUCCAUUUACAUUAUCUAAUAUCUAGUGUCAGUUUCAGGUAGACACUGUAGAUAAUGGCGUUUUCAUCACCGCUAAUCUCUUGAAAUCAAUCAAUCAAUUCUUUUUUCUGGUCUGUAGAGCGAGCAUUUUUUUUGAAGGGAGAGAAAUCACGCCUGCCACAUGGCGCUGUCACCAAUUUGAGCGAGCACUUUGGGCAUUUCGUGUUAACCCACCUUUGCCACUAUUCAUUUCCUACGCAGCCGUAGAAAAAUGUGACAGUUGAAGAGAGAGAGAGACCUUACCUUUUGUUCUCGAGUGUUUGUCCAGAAGAGAGUGAGUAUAUUUCCUGGUGUGAUACGAUAGAGAUCCAAUAUUUAUGAAGGACAUGGCUGGUUUUUGUGGAGAACUUCCUUUUGGGGAGGUUGUUUGGUUUUAAUUAUUAUUGUUAUUAUUAGUUUUUAUUUUAUUUUUGCUGUGGUUGGAGGAAUGGGUGAUGCAUUGGAGAAACCAGCUGGAUCUUCCUCUUUAGCUGUUGUGGAGAACAGACCCAAAAAGCAUGGAGGAUGUGUCGGCAUUUUCUUCCAGCUCUUCGAUUGGAACCGUAGAUUUGCUAAGAAGAAGCUCUUCUCCAAGAAACUGCUUCCACCCGCAGAUAGGUUGAAACCAUCGUCGAAGAAAUUUUGUGGGGAUGAGAAGCAGCCAAAGAUUCGCUUGAUUGCUGAUGAGAAUAAAGGUGGUUUUCCUCAUGGAAAGAGCUGUAGCAAUGGUGGUGUUGAUCAGAAGCACGAAAUGCAAAUGCGUGUCCCUGGAUUGGUCGCUCGGCUCAUGGGGCUGGAGACGAUGCCCACAAGGAGAAUAAUUAAUGCGUCCAAGUCGGGGAGUUCUGGAACUGGAAGCCGUAAGCAGCAGCAGCAGGAUAAGGGUAAGAAGGGUAAGAAAUUGGUAGAGAGGGAAGAAGAAGAAGAAGAAGCAGAAGAAGAAGAGGAGUUGAUCAGUACUGUUACUGUGGAGGACAAAGAUAAGCCUGAAUCAAGGCCGCCGAAGCUUCAGAAGACAUUGUUAACUACUAGUGUAGUAAGUAGUGUAUCUGAGAGGUCACAGCCACAGCCACAGUCACAGGCGGUGAUUAGGAGGUUUGGUGUGGAGAAGCUGCCACAGCGGUCGCCAUCGUCGUCAUUUAAGAAUGCUUUGUUGUCCAAAGCAAGAAAGCAUCAUCAUCAUCAUCAUCAUCAUCAUCCAAGGCUUCCCACUCCGGUCCCAGUCAAGAGUCCAAAAAGUGGUUCACGGAAGGGCUCAUCAAGGCUGCUUAUCGAGGCAGCAGCGUCUAGAAUCUUGGAACCUGCCGGAUUGCAAACAAGCAGAAGAUCCAAGUGCGGGCUCACUAAUUAUUCCAAUGAACAUCCUAAGCGACAAAUGUAUUCGGAGGACCAAUGUGGGCAGCACCAGUGCUUGAAUUGUACUGGCUAUUUGCUGGAUAGUUGGGGAGAGGAGGAACAUGUGGUUUUCGAAUCUCGUUCCAGGGAAAUAAGUAAGCCAAAAAAUUCUUCUCCUAAUUACUACUGUGGCAUGGAAGACAAGACCGACAUAGACAACAGCACUACCGUACAGCCGCAUAUUACAUUUACAUCGUAUAAAUGUCCAUUAAGUGAACAGGGAGACCCUUUGAAGAGGAUGCCCGUUUUAUCAUUCGGCUGUGUCCCUAAGGCACAAAGUGAAUGUGAUCAGAUGGAUAGCCCGAAGAUUAUUAAUAAUAGUAAAGUAUCAUCGAGAAUAUCCGUUCCAAGUUCUGUGAAUGCUACAAGUGUGGGCAAUAACAUCAGUAGGCCUCAGCUGCCUUCUAGAAGAGACAACCGGAAAUUCGAUUUGGAGAAAAGAAUGAGUAGCAACAAAUUGAGUGAUACCGUAUCCCCAGGGCGAAAGCGAAGGUCAAGUAAUUCAUCAGGCCAUGGUUUCGAGAGCUCUAAAGUGCCCCCCUACCAAAACUACAAUUUUCAUCAACCAAUGAUGGGAAAUCAAACAGGAUGUUACAACGGCCAUGUUGUCGACCAGAAGUGCAUUAGAAACAGCUCUUUGGUAGCUGAGAAUGGCCAGGUCGGCAAAACUGCUGUUUCAUUUCCUCUUCAUUCUCCUGUGAAGUCAAGGAGUCGAGUUUCGGAAGGGAAGGUUAAAAACAAUGUGCAUUUUGGUGAGGGUGAACUGCUACUACUACAAUCAACCACAGGCAAACAUGGUAGAAAGAAAAGGCUCGAAAAGCCACUCCCUCGACUGAGCUUGAGCAGAGAUGGAGAUGCAUUGGGUGCUCUUCUGGAGGAAAAACUGAAUGAACUUACAUGCCAAAAAGAGGAUAUCCAAGGAGGUACCCCUCCAUUAAAGACAACUGCCAUGAUUCUGCAGGAGCUGCUAUCUGCCUUGACAUCUGAGACAUCAUCAUCCUUUCAGCCAGAGGCCAACUUCCCGACCAUACCUGAACCUGAUGGAAGAAAUGGUUGCAACUUUCUCCCUGAUUCAACCACUUCGAGUAUAUCACAGGGUAGGGCAUCGGGAAGAAGGUUAUAUGUUGACCAUCAACUGGACAGUGACCAUCUAAGCCCGGAAUCUGUUCUCGAGGCUUAUUGUUCUACGGAGAGCUGUCCUUCCAGCAGGAGUAUGGAUGAGUUCUAUGGCUAUAAGAUGGUCGCCGAGUCUACUGAAUGCUCCUACGACUCACAAGGGUGGUUGUCGCCUAACUCAGAGCCUUUGGAUGCAAUGAAAAUCCAUUUGAACAGAAAAGAAUUGAUGACCCAAGUCCUGAACAACGUAUCCGAAGUUUUAUGCUCCAGUAAACUUGCCAACUGUGGAUUGAAGGGAAUCGAUCUUGAGGAGGCAAGGGAGGUCUUAUUACAUGCUGAACUGACAUUCCUCAAUGCUCGGGGACAACCAUCUCCAAUCAAACAUUUGGUCCUCGAUGAAUUAGAAGCGCUCGCAGGUGUUCUUUGGAUGAACUUUGGUUGCUCGCUCGGGACUGAAGACGAAAAUGAGGUGCUGACAAGAUUCGUCUUUGAUUCCAUUGUGGAGCACCUUGGGUCGAAAAAAAAGCCAAGAAAGGUGCUGCAAACAAAUGGUAAGAUGUUGAUGGUUGAGAGUGAGAUUGAGAUGGUGGAGGCUGUUAGAAAGUGGGAAGAAAUGUGUCGAAAGAGCCUGGAUGAGGUGGUGGAGAAGGAGAUGGACAGAUCCGCCGGGGAAUGGACGCAGUGUGAGAGUGAGGCGAGGGAGACGGGGGUGGGGAUCAGUGUAUGGCUGUACAAUUACUUGGUGGAGGAAGCUGUUAUGGAUCUCAUCAUCACCUAUUACAUUAAGCAAGAGAGCGAGUUGAGUUAGAAGUAGUAGUAGCAGUGGUAGUAGUAGUAGUUAAUGAAUGCAAUGUAAGAAGGCAAGUGUGUAUUUUCUACAGCUUAAAAAUAUAUAGAUGCAAAACCGUCCUGCGAAUCUAACAUGUCUUUUCUAUAUUGAUUUUUGUUCUUUCUUGAAAUGGUAAUUCUAUA
This is a messenger RNA of Andrographis paniculata, 3785 nucleotides long. RefSeq lists its product as uncharacterized. The coding region runs from base 751 to 3621 and encodes 956 amino acids. The record is from RefSeq and is a predicted model, not a curated record. The transcript is spliced from 5 exons. NCBI's taxonomy places the organism in Eukaryota, Viridiplantae, Streptophyta, Magnoliopsida, Lamiales, Acanthaceae.